AUGGCUGACGCAGGAGACGACCAGGUGCCGCUGCUCGAGCGAGUCGAGAUGCCCUCCAAGCUGCCCAAGGAGCUGCAGCGCGAGAUGACCCUGCUGCAGGACGAGUUCGCCGACGCCCAGGUCGAGCACAUGCGCGUUGGCGUCAACCUCAUGCGCCCCGUGUACGCCAAACGCAACGAGCUGAUCGCCUCCAAGCUCAAGGACCUCGACUUCUGGCCUCGCGUCUUCUCCAACCUGCCCGCCGAGAUCGACGAGUUCAUCCUCCCCUCCGACGCCCAGAUCCUCGCCUCCUGCCUCAAGAACUUCAACAUCGAGCGCAUCGGCGUCGACGAGGCCACCGGGCAGGGCGAGCCCCGGUCCCUGCGCUUCACCUUCGAGUUCGACACCGGCGACGACAACAUCUGGUUCACCAACGAGAAGCUUGUCAAGGACUUCCACUGGCGCAGGGAGCUCAAGAUCACUGCGUCCGGCAAGCGCCGUGUCUGGGAAGGGCUGGUGUCUGAGCCUGUCCGCAUCAGCUGGAAGCCCGACAUGGAUCCCACCCACGGCCUGCUCGAUGCGGCGUGUGACCUGGCCGAGGCCGAAAAGGCCUUCAUCAAGAAGGAGAAGAAAGACAAGAUCAGCGAGGACGAGCGCAUGAAUCUGCCCGAGUUCGAAAAGCUGGUUGAACUCGCAGCCAAGGUCGAGGCCCAGGCUGCCCCAGACAAUGAGGGCGAGGAAGACGGCGACGAGGACGGCGCUAGUCCCGCUGGACUGAGCUUCUUCGCCUGGUUCGGAUACCGUGGCGCUGACGUCUCUGAGAAGGAGUCUGAGGCUGCUAGGAAGGAGGACAAGGAGACCACCGAGAAGAGGCGCAAGGGUGAAGAUAUCCCUGGAGAAGACGACGACGACGAUGACGAGGAUGAGGAGGAGGAGGACUCGUUGGCCAUUGCUGAGAUCUUUGCUGAUGGCCAGAACGUUGCCAUUGCCUUUGGCGAAGAAGUAUGGCCCGAAGCUCUCCAGUCCUACGUCGACUCGUACAUGGUUCCCGACGACUUUGAGGACUUCGAUGAGCUCGACGUCGAGGAGAUGGAAGCCCUCGUUGCCGGAGGCGAAGAUGACGACGAUGAGGAAAAGGGUGAAAAGGCCGACAAGGAAGAGCGACCUCGCAAGAAGGCUAAGAAGGCCUGA
Trichophyton benhamiae CBS 112371 is the source of this 1170-nucleotide messenger RNA. RefSeq lists its product as uncharacterized. Gene Ontology annotation, biological process: nucleosome assembly. Gene Ontology annotation, molecular function: histone binding; chromatin binding. Lineage: Eukaryota; Fungi; Ascomycota; Eurotiomycetes; Onygenales; Arthrodermataceae. Bases 1 to 1170 code for a protein of 389 amino acids. The record is from RefSeq and is a predicted model, not a curated record. The transcript has 3 exons. Gene Ontology annotation, cellular component: chromatin; nucleus.